AUGGAGGGCGAUGGCUUUUUCUGGCUGCUGCAGCAGCAGCGGGACGCCAAAAAUCAGCUGAAGCAUGAUCGAGGCUCCAAGGCAGCUCCAGGAGCGGAACAAGACAGCGCCGCAGCGGGGAAGCCCGCCUUGGCCGACACGGCGGCCGUGCUGCACGCCCUGGCAUGCAGUGCAGCAGACGUCCCCGCAUUCCUGGAGCGGCGCGGACUUGCGGAGCAGGCGGCGGGCGAGGCGCUGCAGGUAGCGUGCAGCGAGGCUCUGCUGGCGGUGCUGCUGCCACGCCGUGCUAGGGAUGCCAGCCAGCCCGCAAGCAGCAGCCCGGCUCCUGGAUCCGAGGAAGCAGCACAGGACGAAGGCGAGGUGGGCUCCGAUGCGGCGCCAGCAGCGGCAGCCGGCGGCCAUCCCGACGCGCCCAGCAGCCCAUCACUGAGCCAAAGCGGCAGCGAGGAUGAGCCACCCUACAUCCUGUGCAGCCAAGGCGCGCCGGCAGCAGCAGCAGAAGCAGAGGAAGCCGGGGUUCAGGCUCAGCCAGAGGGAGCAGGCGCCGGGCCGGAUGCGCGGCAGCUUGCCCGGUCUAGCGGCAGCAUGGAUGUGUGGGAGCAGGCGGGCGAGGCGGUGGCGGUGCACGGCCUGGCGGCAGUCACGGCUCGCCUGCUGGAGCUGGGGGCAGACGCCAGCUACGUGCGGCCGCGGGAUGGGGCCACCCCGCUGGUGGCUGCGCUGGCGGGGGGGCACCUGGCGGCUGCCGGCGUCCUGCUGGAUGCAGGCGCCCAGCCAGACCCGCCCGCCAGGGCAGCCGCCGCCGGGGUGCCACCACCCCCGCCGGCCUCCCCCCCUGCCCUCGCCAAUGGCAGCCGCGCAGCCAAGCGCAAGCGCGAGGAGGAGGCUGCUGCUGCUGCGGCAGCGGCGGCGGCAGCGGCCCCCGCAGCGGGUCAGGCCGGCGGCGGCCAGCCUGCCGCUGUGGAGGGGCAGCCCACGCCGCUAGUGCUGGCUGUGGCUGCUGGCGCCGCGCAGCUGGUGGACCGCCUGCUGGCGGUGGGUGCGGAUCCCAACCGCGCCUGCACCGCGCGGCUGGCAGGCAGCCAGAGGAGCGUGGCGCUCACCCCCCUGGUCGCCGCCGUCGCCUCCGGGCGAGCGGGCGUGGUGAGCCGGCUGCUUGCGGCGGGCGCCGACCUGCACCAAAAGUGCGCCGCCACGCCCGGUGGCGGCGGCGGCGCCGACUGGACCAGUGCCCUGAGCUCCGCGGUGCUGAGCGGCAGCGCGGCCAUGGUGCAGCUGCUGGUGGGGGCGGGCGGCUGCGCGGGGCGGCGCGGCGGCGUGCACGUGGGGCGCGACCACCCCGCGCUGCGGGCGGUGGCGCUGGCGGCGGCGCACGGCCGCUGCGACAUGCUGGACCUGCUUUACCCGCCGCUGGCGGCGGCGCUGCAGGGCGGCUCCGCUGCCAUGCUGGGGUCCCUCAAGCGCCGCACAGCCCUGCACCCGCUGGCGGCCGCCGCCGAGCGCGGCCACCUGGCGGCGGUGGAGCGGCUGCUGGAGCUGGGGGCGCCGCCAGGCCACGACGGCAGCGUGGCGGCGGGCGUGCCGCAGCACACGCCCCUCAUGCUGGCCGCCGCCAACGGGCAUCUGGAGGUGAUGAGGCGGCUGCUGGCGGGGGGGGCUUCCCCCGUCAAGACAAACAGCCAUGAACAGAUGGCAGCGGCGCUGGCGCUGCAGCGGGGCCAGCUGGCAGCGGUGGGGCUGCUGCUGCGGCACACUGGCGAGGUGCAGGCGGCGCAGGCAGAGCAGCAGCCAGCCACGCCGGCGGCGGCGGCAGAAGCAGGGGGCGCCGCGGCGGCGGCGGCAUCGGCAGCCCCGCCGCGAGCGGCCGUAGCGCGAGCAGUGCCAGGCGGUGCAGCAGUCCCGCCUCGCCCGCAGCUAGCCAACGCCAGCAAAGCCUGGCAGCUGGGCUUUGCGGCCGGCAUGCUGCCGCGCCAGCGCCCGCUCACCCUGGCUGCCAUGGAGCAGGAGCGGCAGCGCUACCAGCUGGUGCUGCUGGCCCUGCUGGAGGCGCACGGCGCGGGCGGCGGCGCCGACAGCGGCGCGGCGGCCCGCGUGCGCCAGCUGGCCGCCCCCGCCUCGCUGGCUCACGCCGCGGCCGGCAGCGAUGCGCUGCUGGCUGCGCUGCUGGCCUGCGGCGCCAGCCUGGGCUGUGUGGACCCCUCUGAUGGCAGCUUCCCGCUGCUGGCAGCCUGCUACCACGGCUGGGCGCCCAUGCAGCGCCUGCUGUCCCGCGGGGCCGACAUCAACCAAGGCGACAGCGGCGGCGGCACGGCCCUCAUGCUCAUGGCCUCGCGGCCGGGCAUGCUAGCGACGGCGCAGCAGCUGCUGCGCUGGCACGCGCAGCUGCCGCGCGGGGAGCGGCGGCUGGACCUGCUGCGGCGCAACGCGGCGGGGCGGGAUGCGCUGGGCGUGGCCAUUGCCGCCAAGAACAGGCGCUUUGCUGAGGAGCUGCUGGAGCACUUGAUAGCGCAGCAGGCGGCAGAGGCGUCAGCGGCCAGAGCAGCGGCAGGAGCAGGGGCGGCGGACCCUACAGCACCAGUGCCGCCUGCAGCGUCCUCGUCGGUGGCCGGCAGGGCAUACGAGCUGUUGGCAGCUCUGGGCGCCAGCUGCCUGGCGGACAUCAACCGGCCCGGCAGCGAUGGGCAGCACCCGCUGAUGGCGCAGGUGCAUGCCGGGUCCCGCAAGCAGCUGCGCCAGGUGCUGGCGCUGCCUGGGCUGGACAUCAACCCGCGCGACGCAUGCGCCCGCACGCCGCUCAUGCUGGCAGCGGGGAAGCGGCAGGUGGCGCUGGUGCAGGAUAUAUUGGCCACAGGGAGAGCAGAGGUGGAUGCCCGGGACAGCAGCGGCUGCACCGCGGCGCUGAUGGCGGCGCGGGCCGGCGACGCCGCUGUGCUGCGCGUGCUGGUGGAGGCUGGAGCGGACCUGGGCUGCGCUGACAGCGAGGGCACCACCCCGGUGAUGGCGCUGGCAGCCCAGGGCCAGCACAGGCUGCUGGCGGAGCUGGUGCGGGGCCGGCAGCCCGCCUGCCUCGACUGCCAGGACCGCCGCGGCUGGGCCGCGCUGCACCACGCCGCCGCCGCAGGCCACUUCAAUGCGGUCAAGGUGCUGCGCAGCUCCGGCGCCGACCCUGGGCUGCGCACCGCGGACGGCGCCCAGACGGCGCACGACCUGGCCUGCCAGGCGGGGCACACCCUGUGCCUGCCGCUGCUGCAGGUGCCGGCCCAGGCGGAGCCGCGGCAGGGCUGA
Messenger RNA from Chlorella variabilis, 3285 nucleotides. RefSeq lists its product as hypothetical. The transcript is spliced from 7 exons. Gene Ontology annotation, molecular function: protein binding. Lineage: Eukaryota; Viridiplantae; Chlorophyta; Trebouxiophyceae; Chlorellales; Chlorellaceae. The record is from RefSeq and is a predicted model, not a curated record. Bases 1 to 3285 code for a protein of 1094 amino acids.